AGCUUAAGCUCUGUUUUCCCACUUGCGCAUGUUCGCUUUUUUCCUUUUUUUUAACCAACACAGAUUUGAAUGCAGGAAAUAUAAUAGACUUCCUCUUACUCAAUACCUUGUACGGGAAGCUUAAACCACGUAGAUCAGUUUAAACAGGCACAGACAGGGUGGUGAGACUAUGAGAGGAAGGUGUUCUGUCUGAGUGGAGUUCACCAUGAAGAGUUCCCUUUUAUCCCUGUGCAGGCCCACUUUACUCAUGUGGAUGGGUUUUCUUCUACGCUGUGCAGAUGCUAGCGUAAACACCGAAAUACAGACCGGGCCUCUGUAUCGUGCUGAGGGCUCCCGGCUCUCCAUCUCCUGCAAUGUGAGUGGCUUCAAGAGUGAGGAGACUCCAAAAAUAUUUGAUUUCCGUGUGACGAAGCCAUCCCGCCCUAAUGAGUUGAACAUCAUCAGCAGCGGUGACAAAGACUUUUCAUACUCCAUCUAUCUCGACCGCGUGAGGGACGGGGAUAUUUCUGUAAAGUAUGUGGAUCCAAACUCGGCCAUCUUUGAGAUAGAAAGUCUGCUCAAAGACGAUGGAGGGGAGUACGAUUGUACCGUACGAGAUACGGAACAUGGCUAUCACGGAACCUACAAUGCUAAGAUAGUCGUUUAUGUGAUUGACAACUCCCUGAGUGUUUCAUCUAGUGAUCCCACCUCGCUGAGCUAUGACGAAGGAGAUGCUCUCACUUUGACGUGUCAAGCUUCCAGCAACACCAUCCAGCACACCCAUUUGUCUGUCGCCUGGUAUCUGCGUAAAGAUGGCGAGGACGCUGCUCGACCCAUCAUUUCGUUGGACAGGUUUUUCACUCUGAUUCCAGGCCCGGGGUUUGAACAGCGCUACGUAGAAGGAGCUGUUCGUUUAGAUAAAUUAGGAGAGGCCACUUAUAUUCUAAAAAUGGCCCAGCUUGAGCUUUCAGAUCAAGGGCAGAUCUUCUGUGGGGCUGAGGAGUGGAUCCAAGAUCCAGAUCGUUCUUGGUACAUGAUGACCAGAAAGGAUGCAAAGGAAUCUACUCUAACAGUCAAAGCUAGAGAAGUGUCAGAAACCUCAAGCCUGGUGGUGAAAAUGACCUCAAAGCAGACAACUUUGCAAGAGGGGGAGGAGCUGCUACUAUCCUCCAGUAUUGACUCACAGAACCUGGAGGGAAAGUUCUUUUCUGUAGCGUGGCUCUGGAAUGGCAUUGAGCUGGUCCGAAUUGGUCCUACUGGCAUUGUUUCUGUGACGCCUGAGUACAGCGAAAGGGGGAGACAAGGGGAACUGAGAGCCACACGGACUGGGAACAGAAAUUACCAGUUCGUAAUGAAACCAGUCAAGACCAUGGACGAGGGACAGUACGUCUUUAGAGCAUGGACAGAAGAGAGAGGGGAUGAUGGUGCUUUUAAACAAGGAACAGCCCAGGACUCUGACCCAUUGUCAGUCAAAAUUUCAUCUACAGAAAGUGAGCUCUCAGUAAGAAUGCAGGAUGUCCCGCCAACAAUCACCCAAAGGGAUAGGUUGAGGCUCGUUUGUAAUGUGGGUGGGUUCAAAGGUCAGCUCUCUGUCACCUGGAAACGCAAACUCACAGCCAAACAAAUUGCCCUGUUCAACAUCAUUGUCAGUCUAAGUCAGGGCGGCGUUAUGGAGACGGCAGCAGAUUUCACAAGCCGUAACGUGAGAGUGAUGCGUCCAACAGAUGACAGCUUUGUCUUAGAGCUCGAUGACGUCAUUCCCUCUGAUUCAGGGGUUUACCGGUGUACCGUGACUGAAUGGGAACCCAGCGGAAAGUCUCACAGCCGGGAGCAAUCUGCCAACGUGACUGUAAUUCCUAUUGAUUCGUUGGUGAAAGUUUCUCUGAGAAGUCGCACCAACAUUGUGACAGUUGGAGAUAACGUGGAGCUGAUGUGCCAGGUCAAAGGGCCAAGCGUCCUAAAGCAUCUGAUUUGGACCAAGCAAAACAACAACUCCACUCUGAAUAACAUUGUGACGCUGUCUUCAGACGGUUCCGUCAGCUGGUCUGGAGACCAGCACCAUUACCAGGUCAAAGUAGACAACCAAAACAACGCAGUCAUGUACUAUUUGAAAAUAGUUGGUGCGAGUCGCAGGGAGGCGGGGAUCUAUCAGUGUAUGGUAUCUGUGUUUCUGGAGAACGCUUUCAAGAAGCUUCCGGAAUCCAACCAUCUGAGAGUGAUGGUGCAGAACCCAGUGAGCACACUAGCUCUAUCUUCCGAACCCAGCAUCUCACAAAUUAUCAACUCUGACGUCCAUAUUAACUGUAGAGUCACCUCCAAACCAUCCCAGUCCUCUCAGUAUGCCGUCACCUGGCUGCACCAACACGACGCUGCUAAUAAGACCAUUCUGAGUUCUGAUCGAAAGGCUGUUGAAACAUUGGGUUCACAAACAGAGCAAAGCUUCAGGCAGCGGGUCAUCAUGAAGCGCACAAAUGGGCCGACGUUUGAGCUGACUAUUCGGCAAGCUAGAAUCUCAGACAGAGGCUCGUAUUUUUGUGAAGUGGUGGAGUGGCUCCAAGACCCACGUGGAGAUUGGUAUCCACUCCCAGGAAAGUCUGUGAUCACGAAGUUGACCGUUAUUGAGCCCGCCAAUGAUCUUACUGUAGAAAGGAACGAGCAACAGCUGACUAUCAGCGAGGGAAAUGAAGUAGAGCUUGAAUGUAUCAUGACUUCUGGUGCACCUGCAUUUUUUUAUAAAGUCAUUUGGUUCUACGCUCCUCCCAGCUUUUUGAGCAUGAAUGCUUCUCUGGUGGAGCUUGAUCAAACUGGACUGCUGGUUUAUCCGGAAAACCAGGCGCUCCAAAGCCUUCAGGGGCGACUCCGUCUCUCCAGACCCAGUCAGAAGAACUUUUACCUCAAGAUUCAGACGGCUCAUGAAACAGACAGUGGGACCUAUUGGUGCCAGGUGGAGCAAUACCAGCUGGACAAUGAGGGCCAGUGGAAACAAAAGGCCUCAGAAAGCUCAGGCCCCGUCACGUUAGCCGUAAAUGUUGCAGAUUCAAAACUGUCCAUUGAAAAGACAGAAGAUAAGAUGAACAUAAGUGCAGCUGAGGACAUGACCAUUCCUUGUAACAUCGCCCAACAUACCAGCAGUGAAUCCCAGUUCCAGGUGACAUGGUUUUGGCAAAAAGAUGCAGAAACGGAACAACGGCCCAUUUUCACCGCCUACCGAAACUCCACUUUUAAGGGCGGUCAUGAGAACGUAAGGUUUAGUCACCCCCUGCCUCACCAGUUCACCCUGACUAUUCUAAACACUGGUCCUAAAGACAGUGGCCUGUAUUUCUGUGAGGUAGAGGAGUGGCUUCAUUCUCUGACUCAGGGUUGGAGGAGGGCUGUGGUGAAAAAGUCAGGAAACCUAAAUGUCACUGUUCUCUCGGAAGGAAGAGUUAAAUCUCUCCCUGAAUCAGAUUGCAUGUCUGGGACCUUGAUAGUGACGCUUGUAGUUGUCACUAUAAUCUUGCUGUUCAUCAUCUUGACUCUUGUUCUGGUGAUGUGCAGAAACAAGGCCUCAAAUAAGGCUGCCCCUUCUCUCUGGACUGAGCAGCACCCUCUGAGCGACAAAACGGCAGAGAUCUAAACCACAAAAGUAAACUGAGUGGUGUACAGAUGAAGGUUCUCAGUCAUCCUGGGUAUGGCGGACGCAGCAGGGUCAAACUAGGUCAACUGAACUGCCUCAGUUGAGCAGAGGUGUGAUUCUCAGAGGCUGAAAGGAGCAAAGUUCAUAAAUUGCACUGAUUUUUAAAUUAUUAAAAAACAAAUAACUAUGUUUUAGAACGUAAAGAUUGCACUAAACAAAUUUUUUGUCUAGACGGUUCUUUUUAAGGUAAAUGUUUAAAUCAAUCUAUAAAAAACUUUGAUUUUUUUAAAAUAUAUUUUUAUUUGUGCAGCCUAAACAGCACACAUUGAUUUGCAUAAUUCCCUGUAAGAGGUUCGUCAACUUCGUGUCUUUUUAAAUCCAGUUUUCAAAACAGAUUUUAGCUGCACUGUACAGGACAAGUCAAUAUUCUUAUUUGGAUGGACAAUAUGGAAGUUUAACAUGUUUAUUUAAGCAAACUGAAUUUGCGUGCAAAAGCACAAAGAGGAAGCAACGUGUGGUUUCUGCCGUCUGCUCUGCAAAUGUGCAAAGCUGCCUAAAGUCAUCACAAGGCACCCAUGCAGUAUUAAUGAAAAUCUGUCAAUGUGAAACAUUUGUUUUUCUAGUUUUGUAACUAUGAUGUUAAAUGAUGAUGAAUGUUGAGUCUUUUUUUAUUGAUGAAACUUGAAUGACACUUUUAUGUAACCAAGAAAUUAGAAAAAGAGGCUUGUUGCAACAUUUGAAGGUUGAAAUUAAAACAUUUCUUUAAAGCCACUAUUUAAUGGGUCAGAUCAAUGUAAAAAUACUCAAAUAGCCAUUAUCUAUUAAGAAACUGGUCUUCCCAAGUUUUGCCAAGCCACUAUCUUUUUUUAGUCAGGUGCAGACACCAUGAAAAGUGGAUAGCCGCCUGUAUUCUCACAGAUGCUGUUUUAUCUGCUUACAAAUAAAUGCAGGUGAGAUAUUUAAUCUCUGUUGAGUUUCUAUGAAUGUUGGAUAAACAAGUCAGAGCUAAGAACAAAAUAAGCUCCUUCCUUCCAACAUCAGCCCCAGUCAUCACUAAACAUCAUGUUUGUGUGAAAAAACUGUAAAUGAGUAAAAAAAUUAGCUGAUUCUUAUGCAGAAAACGUGCAGGACACCAAAUUAGUACAAGAAAAAAGGAGUGAAUUGACUCUGACUGCGUGAAACUUGUGGUAAAACCCACAACAUCUUUCCUGUUUUCUCUGAGAAAUGAGAGACUAAAACUGUGCUGAGAAACUUCAUGGCGGCUGUCGUCUUCUCAGCCUCAAAAAGCGGAUGUUUGGUUGUUGAAUUAGAUGAGUCCUUCACAUCCUGGUAGAUUGAAUCCCUCUUAAUGUUCCUGUAAUUCCACUUCCUCGUGUUUCCAUGGUACUUUAUGUUGCAGUAAACAAACACAGGUUGAAUUUGGAAGGCAAAUCAAUCUUGGUGGUUUGGCAGCAAAAAUACAACAUGAUGCAGCAGAGGUAAACUAGUCUAAAUACGGUUUAAACAUGAUAGUUUAGUUCUUCUGAAAUGGAGUUUUGUUAAAUGUCAUAAACAAUUCAUGUCUUUUAACAACCUCAGUUUGGAGAAACAUAUUAGGUGUAAAAUGACUGAUGUGCUAACGGCUAGGCCAAGAAGCGCCAAUACCCUUGUUCUAAAAUACGUCAGCAUAGGUCUGUGGAAAAUACUAGUAAACAUUUAGGUUGGUGGGCAGUGAAGCAAUACACAAUUAUUUGCAAAGGAGUCCGUAGGUUUUGCCAGUAGAAAUAGCCACACUAGCAGCUAGUGCUAACAUUUGAUGCAUUUUUCUGUAGGAAUUUGCUAAGACAUCGGCAUAUAAUGAAAUAACAUGGCAACAUAUAUAAAAAUAAAAGGUUAUGUGAAGGUUUAUGAAAUGAAUGCAUGCAUUUUUUGAAAAAUCAGAUGUUAUUUUAAGACGCUUCAUCUUUGACAAGUCGUUAGCUUACCAAUCCAGUCCGACUGACAGUGUAUUUGUUUAAAAUGUGGCUGUUAAAAGAGUUAGUAACAGCGUGUUAAUCAAUCAUAACCUUUGCACAAAACACUUAUUCAUAUAGCUGGGUGGGUUGGAAUGAACUUAGCCUGGAUAUGAUCCUCAGAAAUGAAAAGAAACCCCCAAACAAAGUUUCUAAUUGUUAUGAUAUUCGGAAAGAAGAAAAUUUUGAACUUACUUCCGUAGACAGCAUUGCAUUUAAAGAGUUGCCAGCAGUUGUGUCCAUCUGCAUUUUCAUUGGCCUUGACUGCCUUAACUGGUUGCACAUGUGAGGCCAAACAAAAGGCCUGUUUGGUGAGAAGUCAGAGGCAGCACCACUCGGGCUGCUGGUUUGGUGAGGUUUUAACAAAGCUGUUUAAUUAAAAUACUCUCAAAGCACCAA
This is a messenger RNA of Nothobranchius furzeri (turquoise killifish), 5985 nucleotides long. Its product is annotated as immunoglobulin superfamily member 3. Gene Ontology annotation, cellular component: membrane. Lineage: Eukaryota; Metazoa; Chordata; Actinopteri; Cyprinodontiformes; Nothobranchiidae. The record is from RefSeq and is a predicted model, not a curated record.